This is a messenger RNA of Rhizophagus irregularis DAOM 181602=DAOM 197198, 2519 nucleotides long. The record is from RefSeq and is a predicted model, not a curated record. NCBI's taxonomy places the organism in Eukaryota, Fungi, Glomeromycota, Glomeromycetes, Glomerales, Glomeraceae.
GGCAAAUAUUCGUGUCUGUGGCUGGAUUUCUUAUAAUUAAUAUAAUAAUUAAUAUAAUAAAUAUGUUGUAUCUUAUAGUAACAGUUAAUGAAGGUAUUCAUUCUGUACUUCCUGAACAAAUAGUUACAAUUGCAGAAAAUAAACAGUUUUCAGAGUUAUAUGAAGCAUUUACUUCUGGUCAAUUUAAUAACCAAGGUGUCAAAGUUUAUGUACGUCAAAAUAAGGUUGACAAAUGGGUAGAAGUAAGUGACGGUUUAAGUGGUGACCUUACAAUUAUGAAGGUUUUAGGAUAUAAUCAUGUAAAAUUUACACUUCUCGUAGAACCUGUAGCAGAAGAUAUAGAGCCACCUAUAAACUUCCCUGACACGUUUGACAUCAUGAUGAGAAAUGCACGACAACCAAAACUUCCACAGAAACGUACUGAACAUACUAGGCAUGAUUUAUUAUAUAAUGAAAUUAUUGAUCUUUUACGCAAUCAAAAAGCUGGUUGGAAGGGAGGUAUUCAUCAAACAUUAGGAAAGGAAUUUAUAGAACGUAUUGUGAAUGUUCUCUGGUAUAUUGAUCCAUAUUUAGAGCUAUUAUGUUCUCGUUCCUGCCAUCUGCCUGCGCUGUUUAAAAAAUUGGCAACAUACGCAAGUGAUGAUCCUGAUAGAAAUGUAUACAAUAUUGCAUAUCGUACUAGUCAUCAUAAAAAAGAACCUAUUUCGCGUCAAAAACUGGAUCUUUUAAUUAAAUCAUUAGAAUUAUCUGUAGGACAACCUUGGGUGAAUGAUAAUGAAUGGAAUAAUAUCAUUCCUGCUGUAAUUGCCUUGAUAGAAAUGAUGCGAAAAUAUUGUGAACAUCUUGUAAAAAGCCAAAUAACAAUGACUGCUAUUCACCAUAAUGAUGAAUCAGCACGCAAUCCAGUAAAUAAUGCUUGUUUAUUUCGUGUACUUGGCUGUAAGGAAGAUCAUCUGGACGAACAAUAUCAAGAGUUAAAUGAUACUAUUUUACAAAGUGGGUUUUACCAUUAUACCGAUGUUUAUUCUUAUCUUCCUACAGAUGUUAUGAAACGUUAUCGAUAUCUUAAAAAUCUCCAGUUAACUUGUCCGAUUGGAAUUUAUAGAUAUGCACAAGGGAAUUAUCUUGGUACAAUAAUGUAUAUAUGGAGAAUACCAGAAUCUGAAGUAACUGAUGAAUUCCAAGAUGAGACUGAAAAAGUUCGUAUGUUAGCCAAAAUUCACGAAGGAUUGCCUAAGUACUUUACUCGGCAGAUGAAAAAGAAUGUUCUUAAUAAGUAUUCUUUAAUAAAAACAGUUACCCCUGCUGUGUUGCGAAUGCUAUACUUCGAUCUUACUGGUAAUGCAGCUGUUACAACAAAUAUUAUUAGUCGCGAAGUUGAAGAAAGAUUACGUUUAAUGCUAGCACUUGAAGAUCCAUCAAUAAUAUUUGACUUACGAGCAAAUAAUGGAUUUAAAGGAACAAAGUUUGAUGCAUUCUGGGAAGAAUUAGAUAUGUACUUUAAUGAGGAAACACCAGCUGUAGAUGACCGACGACACAACACAAUCAUGCAUAUGCCUUUGGCAAUUUCCAUACGUGAUCUUUAUGAUAUAAUUUUGGCAAGACUACGUAUCAAAUAUGGUGAUCCUCUUCCAGUUUCAAUUUACACGCCAUCGUAUGAAUGGAUUCGAUUACAAUUUUGGCCAACAAAUCCUGUGACAAUAAAAGCUGUGCAAUAUACAGGAAGAUAUCAAGUUAAAUUCAAGUCUAUGUCAAAGAUCGAUCCUUCAUUAACUCGUAAUGAUACCACACAAGUUCAAUUAAUGCAUCAUAAAGAAUUGAUCAAAUUCAUGAAAACUCAUUGUCAAGAACGUGCUUAUUCUUUUCAAAUAAAGAAGUGUCAAGAUUUAUUAUGUGGUAUUUGUGCACCAAUACGCCUCCCACAAACUGUCUUUGACAGUUUACAUUUCUUACCUGAUCCAAUUCCAAAAGAUAAUACAGAUCACUACUCUUCAUUUCGUACCGUCUAUGGAACAGAAACUAGUGAAGAAUUUCGUCCAUCAAUGCAACUUAAUCAAGCCAAUGCAGAGCCUGCACCAAAAAGUGUACUAGUUAGUGGAAAAAUUCGUGAUUACAUUACAUGUUGUGAUUGUGGAAAACGGCGCUGUGUUUAUAGUGAUAAAGCAUUAAGCCAAGAGGAGAUACGGGAUUUUAAUCAAGCUUUGGACACAUAUGAUUAUUCUUGUGGUGCACCUCUCUUUCCUGAUGAUCAUUAUUUGAUAGAAAUUUUGUUUGUUCGUGUAAAAAUAUCUUGUGAUACCCCUGUAGAAAUUCUUUACUAUUCUAGCCGAAAAUCAGGAAAUUUCGAUAUAUGCUAUUAUUGUGGUACAGAUAGUGAUUUAAUUGAUCCGCCUAGUACAUUAACGGUUAGAUAUAAGAUAAUAUAUCCAUUGUGUCAAAAGUGCCAGGAUAAAGGCAAGGAAUUUAGUACUCGUUCAGAGAUCAAGGUAAAUAGUAGUAAGCGAAGAAAGACAAGUUAA